This is a messenger RNA of Anthostomella pinea, 624 nucleotides long. The record is from the annotation of a GenBank genome assembly. NCBI's taxonomy places the organism in Eukaryota, Fungi, Ascomycota, Sordariomycetes, Xylariales, Xylariaceae.
AUGUCGACCUCCCGAGUCUUCGCCAUGCGGUCCUCCGCCCUCCGAAACGUCACCACACGAGUCGUACCGCGCCAAUUGGCCCGGCCCGCCGCCCGGAGAGGCUAUGCCGACGCUCCGCAUAAAGCCGCCUCCAAGUCGAGCGAUCUGCCUUGGCUCAUAGGCUCCGUCGGCAUCACAGGCCUCGGUGCCGCCUUCCUGCUGGCAAGCGGACCCCAGCAGAAAGAGAAGCACGCGGACGCCAAACACGACGCCGCAGUCGAACACGCCGCCUCCCACCCCGACCCAGCCGCCGAGGAGAACGACGACUCGCCCGAGUCCAAGGGCGAGGAGUCCAAGGACGAGGUGGACAAGCCCGGACAGGGCGACCCCAAGGCCGCGCACAAAAGUGGGCAGACGGGCCGGCAGGUGCCGCCCCCUUCGGCGGAUAACUCGGAUCUGGCCACGAACUGGGACGAGAAGAAGGAGGGCCAAGAGCAGUAUAAGGAAAUGGUCAGACAAAAGGACACCAAGGUCGCGGCCAGCUCGUCAACAAUGCCGAGCAAGAAGACAGCCACCGAGGACCCGCGUGAGGAUCCCAAGAAGGGCGAGGGAGAGGCUGUGCAGAAGGGCGGUCCCGCUGAGUAG